AUGGCUUCAUCAAGUGGUACUGUAAAACAGUUGGAGGACUUAUAUGCUCAAGUAACAAUUGAAGAUGAGGAGGAAGUUGAGUUGUCCUAUGAUGUUGUGGAACAGAAUGAGGAGGAUGUGGAUUACCGAUGGGCACUAGUUGGUACAUUCAUAACAAAACGAGCCAUUGAUUUUGAUGUCAUGCGUCAUGUGAUGGCGUCUUUGUGGCAACCGGGGAAAGGUAUGUAUGUUAAGGAAUUGGAGCCUAACCGUUUUUUGUUUCAAUUUUAUCAUGAUCUUGAUAUAAAUCGUGUUAUUGAGGGAAGUCCAUGGACUUUCAAUAAGUUGCAAUUUGUUUUUACUCGAUUGAAAAAUGGAGAUAUCCCACGGAAUGUAGCAAUCAAACACUUGGAUAUUUGGGUCCAGGUGCAUGAUCUUCAGUCGGGCUUUAAAUCUGCCCAGGUAUUACGUGAUCUUGCGAAUUAUAUAGGCACCUUUGUGGAAACAGACCCUAAGAACUUUCAGGGUAUAUGGAGGGAAUACCUGAGGGUAAGAGUUACCAUUGACAUCACUUUACCUCUGAAGCGACGAAUGAAACUACGUAAAACAGGGAGUGAAUGGUUCUGGGCAAAUUUUAAAUAUGAAUAUGUGCCAACUUUCUGCUUCAUCUGUGGAAUCAUUGGUCACACUGAACGAUUCUGCCCGAAACUCUUUUCGACACUACCGAUCGGAUCACCAAGCCGUAUGGUUCCUUCCUUCGUGCUCCCGAGAAGAAGGAAUUAUCAAAUUGGUUCCCGGUGGCUACGUGAUGGCAAAGGAAAAGAGACGCCAUUUUUUCCGAUGACACGAUGA
Messenger RNA from Cannabis sativa, 831 nucleotides. RefSeq lists its product as uncharacterized. Gene Ontology annotation, molecular function: zinc ion binding; nucleic acid binding. NCBI's taxonomy places the organism in Eukaryota, Viridiplantae, Streptophyta, Magnoliopsida, Rosales, Cannabaceae. Bases 1 to 831 code for a protein of 276 amino acids. The transcript has a single exon. The record is from RefSeq and is a predicted model, not a curated record.